UUCGGAAGCUCUUUGUUCUGAGCGGAACAGUUUGUCGAGCCUACAGUUACCUUCGUUCCAGUGGUGCAGUAGCACGUACUGCUUUCCGGUCCGAUUUGUUUGCAUCUCCCUCUGGCCGUCACUUCCGAUAAUGAAUCUGUGCAAAAUAUUUAAUCUGAUUAAAGUUAGGAGAUAGUUCUGAAAAUGGAGACGGCUCAGCCUGAGGCGGAUGAAAGAAGCCCGCUGUUAAAUGCGGAGCCUAGAAGUGAAGGCACGUUGGUUGAGAAGCCACAGGAAAAUCAAAGUCGUUGGAGGUCAAUCCGUGUCAUGUACCUUACCAUGUUCUUCAGCAGUAUAGGUUUCUCGAUUGUAGUGUCUUCAAUUUGGCCAUUUCUACAAAAGGUCGAUAAGACUGCAGAUGCGAGUUUUCUUGGAUGGGUUAUUGCAGUUUACAGCUUGGGACAGAUGAUUGCAUCUGUACUGUUUGGUGCAUGGUCCAAUUACAGGCCAAGAAGGGAACCUCUUAUUAUCUCAAUUUUGAUUAAUGUAGCAGCAAACAUACUGUAUGGCUAUGCACAUGCCCCACCAUCUCAUAAUAAGUACUACAUGCUGCUUGCUCGAGCAUUUGUUGGAUUUGGAGCAGGAAAUGUGGCUGUGGUACGAUCAUACGUUGCUGGUGCAACGUCACUUCAGGAAAGGAACAGUGCAAUGGCAAAUAUCAGUGCUUGUCAAGCUCUGGGAUUUAUACUAGGACCAGCUUUGCAGACUGCUUUGACAAGCAUUGGGCAAACAGGAGUCUCUUGGAAGAUGAUUGACCUUGAGUUUAACAUGUACACUGCACCAGCUUUUCUGGGAGCUUUCCUAGGAAUUAUAAAUAUCAUUCUUAUUAUUGCAGUAUUCAGGGAACACCAUAUCACUGAGUUGGAAAGAGCAAGAUGUAUAAAUGUUAACAUCCAAGGAAGUUCGGAGAUGCUUGAAAAUUCUGAUGGGGACAUAGAUCUGGUUGCAGUUGUAACAUGCAAUGUCCUGUUUUUCGUAACUCUCUUUGCAUUUGCCAUUUUUGAAACGAUAGCCACCCCAUUAACCAUGGACAUGUAUGCAUGGACUGGGAAGCAGGCUGUCCUUUACAAUGGGCUUCUCCUGGUGGGUGUUGGUGUAGAAUCCAUUGUUGUUUUUAUGACAACAAAAAUUCUUUCAAAAAGAUUUGAGGAUCGUCUAUUGCUACUUGGAGGAUUUGUUAUUAUUCUUGUUGGCUUCUUUAUUUUGCUUCCGUGGGGAAACCAGUAUCCCCAAAUCCAGUGGACAGAGAUUAAGAAUGGUUCCAACUACAGUUCUGCUGAAAUAAAGUAUCGUGGAUCUUCCAUAGUUACAUGGAAUUUCUUAACACAGCCUUCACACAAUCUCAAUGCUGUUGCAGUAGGUUGUCCUGUGCAGCAAGUAUGGUGUCAAUAUAUACCUAUUAUCCAUCUAGCUCAAUACAUCCUAUCUGUUAUCCUGAUUGGAGUUGGAUACCCAAUCUGUAAUGUUAUCUCCUACACCUUGUAUUCAAAAGUUUUAGGACCAAAGCCCCAGGGCAUUUAUAUGGGCUGGUUAACAGCUUCUGGAAGUGGAGCACGCACACUUGGACCAGCUUUUGUUGGUCAAGUUUAUCCUCGUUAUGGACCUCGGUGGACAUUUGGCCCCCUAUGUGGGAUGGUGAUGGCAGCUACAAUACUUGUUGUGCUGAUGUAUAAAAGACUCAUUGGAUUCUCAGUCCGGUGUCUGACCCUACAACAAUGAUAAACAUUAAGGAACAAAAAGAAAAAUAAUCAAUGGAUAGAGCCUUGAGAACAAAACUAAAUUGCACUUUAUCUUUUAUCUACUGAAGCUAAUAGUGAUGAGGUUUAACUAUAAUUGCUUCUUUCUAAACCACUUUAUUUACUUGACUUUGAUACGCUAUUCAACUUUUGCUGUGUAAAAUUCCAAUGUUAAUACGAUAACAUGAUAGCAUGUGUACUUUUAAAAACCCACUAAUUUUGAAAUACCAAUUAGAGAAAUACUGUAAACUUUUAUUUGUGUGUGAAAAAGGUUAAUAGCUCAGUGCUAGUGUGCUUUACAAGUCAUCAUGAAACAGGCAUGUUUGGUGCCGUGUUAUCCAUACGUAUAUCAAUUUAUGACUCACUUUGAAAUGAUUAGGGGAACAUGAAAAGCAAACUUCAGCCAGAGGUACCAUUUACAAUUUGUCUAAAACUUCAGGAAUAUUUGUUAUUUCACUGUAAAAUUUAGACACACAUAGAAAUAAGUCUCAAAUAAUAUGCAUUACAAUAGAUGCAAAUUGUCUUUGAAGCCAACUGUGCUCAACAUUGUUUGUUUAUAACUUGAAACACCAGCAAAACAGGUAAGUGCAUAGUAGCAGAAGGCAAAACAUUGACUUCAGUUUAAGGGAAAUCCCUUUACCCAGUAUGCACAACAUCAUCAGGAAUUGAAUGCUUACACAGCUCAGUGACAUGGGAAAGGAUUUUUUUUCUGCUACUGUGAGUGCCUGCAAAAAGCUGAUGCAUAAAGGUAUUUUCAAAUGCAUUUGUCAGGAAUUGCCACCCCAGAAUAUGGGGAAGGAAAUGGUGAUACUGGGAGGCUGCUAAUUGCUAGUCAAGGCUGAGGUUAGGAAAACUAGGAGGUGGAGACAAUCCUGGAAUAUUAGGUCAAUCAGAUGGUCAUCUCAAUUGUUAUCAACAAACAAGCACCAGAUUGUGCAAUACAAACUCAUCCGAUGGAUACAGCUUCUCAGCAUCAGAUUCUCUGGCCUUGUAAUCUGAUUGUAUCUGCAUUGUACUCACUUUAUAUAUGGAAAACUCCUAUUGACUUCUUCCACCCUCUCACAAGCUAUCUUUUAGUGAUCAUUUUUAAAAAUUACUGCCCACUACAUUCUCAAUUUUAAGUGCACUGAACUGCAUGGGUAACUGUACUGUAAUAUUAUAAAUUUGUUUACUAUAAAUAACUUUGGCUC
Pristis pectinata (smalltooth sawfish) is the source of this 2965-nucleotide messenger RNA. It is a transcript of the gene mfsd8, whose product is annotated as major facilitator superfamily domain containing 8. Gene Ontology annotation, molecular function: transmembrane transporter activity. The transcript has 12 exons. Lineage: Eukaryota; Metazoa; Chordata; Chondrichthyes; Rhinopristiformes; Pristidae. Gene Ontology annotation, biological process: transmembrane transport. Bases 184 to 1758 code for a protein of 524 amino acids. The record is from RefSeq and is a predicted model, not a curated record. Gene Ontology annotation, cellular component: lysosomal membrane.